This is a messenger RNA of Ixodes scapularis (black-legged tick), 4851 nucleotides long. It is a transcript of the gene spn-E, whose product is annotated as ATP-dependent RNA helicase TDRD9. The transcript is spliced from 39 exons. Lineage: Eukaryota; Metazoa; Arthropoda; Arachnida; Ixodida; Ixodidae. Gene Ontology annotation, cellular component: intracellular anatomical structure. Gene Ontology annotation, molecular function: RNA binding; ATP binding. The record is from RefSeq and is a predicted model, not a curated record. The coding region runs from base 273 to 4622 and encodes 1449 amino acids.
AUGAAUAUCAACAACAAAACGAUGUCGGCUCCGGGAUGUCAGUGUGCGGUGUUUUGAUGGAAUAUUUUCUUCUAAGUGCUUGAUUGAACUGCAAGAACAGAACAGUACGAAGAACUUCGAAAGUUCUCAAGGCGGGGAGGUCGGACGGCUUGGAGCAGUGAAUCUGCUCUUUCGUAGAUUUAAGCGAACGUUGAAACGCGAGUGUUCCGACGGCAUUACUGCUGGGAUAAAGACAAGUAUAUUGUGUCUCUGACUGGGAGGGGCUGCCAGCCAUGUCGAGAACAGCAGCAGACCUGACGCUGAGCGACAUCUUGACGGUGUUCAGCGCCUCCAAGCCGGCCAGCAAGGUUGCAUCCAACCAGAGGCUCUUCCAGGACCACCAACCUACUGCUGAGGAGGCCAGGGCCCUCGUGAUGCCCCAGAGGCAGAUAUCGAGCGGGACAGAUUAUGUCAAGCACUACCAAGAGAAAGAACUCCAGGCACUCAAGCGCACGGAGAGCGAGGCGGCAGAGCCGGACGCACUGGCGCCGCUGAGCACGAUGGGUGCCGGCGUGGACAGGGUGACCCUGGCCGCAGAGCAGGCGCCGCUGGGGGACUUGCAGGCGGAGAGCAGCCAGCAGGUGUACUCCAACUACUUCCAGGGCAGGCCCUUCCUGCACAACCAGGACCUGCCCAUUGCGUCGUGCAAGGACCAGCUGAUCAAGAUGGUGGAGACCUAUCCCGUGGUGGUGGUGCAAGGCGCCACGGGCUGCGGCAAGACGACGCAGGUGCCGCAGUACCUGCUGGACCACUUUGCCUCCAAAGGGCAGCACUGCAACAUAGUGGUGACGCAGCCACGACGCAUCGCCGCCAUCAGCGUGGCCCGUCGGGUGUGCCAGGAGCGUGGUUGGAGCCUGGGCACGGUGGUCGGCUAUCAGGUGGGCAUGGACAACCAGACGUCGGAAGACACCCGACUGGCUUACGUGACGACCGGAGUGCUGCUCGAGAAGCUGAUUGGCCAGAAGGACAUGAACCAGUUCACACACGUCAUCAUCGACGAGGUCCACGAGCGUGACCAGCAGACAGAUUUCGUGCUCCUGGUCGUCAGGAAGUUCCUGCGCUCCAACUCCAGGACCGUCAAGGUGAUCCUGAUGUCCGCCACGAUUGACGUGACCUACUUUGCGGAGUACUUCUCGACGUCGUUCUUCAACAAGCUGGAGCCGGCCCCCGUCGUGGAGAUCCCGGGCAAGAUGAUGGCAGUCAAGGAGUACUACAUCAACAGCCUACGCACCCUGGGGGAGAUUCCCCAGUUCGAUGAGAACGACCCGUCCAUUCCGCUGGAGUCGUUUGUGCUGGCCCAUCGCCUCGUGAAGGCGUUCGACAAGCUCGAGGUGUCCGAGCAGACGGACGGCACCCCCACAGAGAGGUUUGCUCCCGUGCGUGGCACCGUCUUGGUGUUCCUGCCAGGGUACGAAGAAAUCUCAACCCUCACCGACAUGUUGAGAGACGACGGUGUCUCACUGAGGUGGACCGUCCUGCCACUACACUCGACCGUCACCCAGCAAGAGCAGCAGUCUGUCUUCCGGCCGCCCGAGAGAGGCUACCGAAAGAUCAUCCUAUCAACCAACAUUGCGGAAAGCUCCAUCACAGUGCCAGACAUCAAGUAUGUGAUCGACUUCUGCCUGACCAAGAGCCUCGUGUGCGACCCGGACACCAAGUACUCCUGCCUCAAGAUGGAGUGGGCGUCCAAGGCCAACUGCAAGCAGAGGCAGGGGCGCGCCGGUCGCGUGUCUGAGGGUCGCCUGUAUCGAAUGAUACCGGAGGACUUCUACAACAACGUCCUUCCCAGCUACGGCAUCCCCGAGAUGAAGCGCUGUCCGCUGGAGCUGACGGUGCUGAAGGUGAAGAAGCUGGACCUGGACGAGCCCAAGGCCAUGCUUGCCCUGUGCCUGGACCCGCCGGACCUGGGAGACAUCGAGCGUGCCAUCCUGGUGCUCAAGGAGGUGAGCGCCCUGACAAUGGGGGCCAUGGGCUCCUUCAGCCCCUACGACGGGGACCUUACCUUUGUGGGUAGGGUGAUGGCCCAGCUGCCCCUGGACGUCCGCAUCUCCAAGAUGAUCAUCCUUGGCUUCGUCUUCGACUGCCUCGAAGACUGCAUCAUCAUCGCGGCCUGCCUCUCCGUCCAGUCUAUGUUCUCGAGGCCCUUCCAGAAGCUCAUUGAGGCUUACAAGUCUCGACUUGCCUGGGCGGACGGAUCCUUCAGCGACUGCCUCGCCAUGCUCCAGGCUUACAAGCUGUGGCAAAAGUUUAAGCUGGAGGGCGCCUUCUCAAGACGCAACGGCGUGGACGAGAGGGCCUGGGCGAGGCAGAACUUCCUCCAGUACAAACGCCUGGUCGAGAUAGAGAGGCUCGUGGACGAGCUGAAGAAGCGCCUGGUCACCUUCAACAUCCGCACGGAUCCGCGCCCAAACAUCCGAGGUGUGGACGACAACGAGCACCUGGUGAUCCUCAGGCUGGUGAUCUGUGGGGCAUUUUACCCUCACUACUUCACUCAGGAGAGCCUCAACGAAGCCGACUGCUUCAAGGGACUAGUCACUGAUCCACUCUGUUCCGUCACCGUUAGCGGCAUCCCCCAGAAUCAAGGCAUUCUCUACGACCACGCCUUGCGGCGAAUGUUCAGCUGCUGCAGCGAGCACAUGAAGAUCUACUUCGAGGAGUCCAAGGCCACGAUCGAGUUCCUGCGCAAGUCGUCGAGCGUCGGCAUUCUCCCGGCUGUCUACACGGCGGUAAAGAUGAGGCAGCUCAGGAUCCCCCUGGAGCUGUCCCUGUUCCGACCCGAAGACGCCAAGGAAAAACUGGAACGCCUGCGGCGGUUGCAGGAAGACAACGCCGGCAACAAGCUCAAGACCAACCGCAUGGUGGUGGUGCCAGGCAUCAGCUCCCUGAAGACCGUGCCACUCCCAAGCACCAACCAGAUGACCAUCAACAUCUACCUGACCGAGGUGGUGACUUGCGGCCACUUCUACGCCCACUACUCGGACCCCGCAUACGAGGCGGCCGAACAGCACAUGACCCUCGCCAUCAAUCACAACGGGGGCAAGCACCUCAAGCCCAUCACGUCCGAGCUGAGGCUGGAGAUGCUGGUGCUGGCUCCUUUCAAGGGGGCCUACUACCGAGCAAGGAUCGAAUCCCUCGGGCAGAACAACAAGGCUUCGGUUUUCUUCGUGGACUACGGCAACAGGCUGAUCCUGGACGCGUCACUGCUGCGGGAGAUCGACCCGGACACUCUCUUUGACACCCUCAUCACGCCGGCGCAGGCGUUCCAGUGCAAGCUGGCCGAGAUCAAGCCUUCCGCGCUGGCCUGCAGCAAGGAGCAGUGGACCAACAGGGCCAAGGACGUCUUUGAGCGGCUCGUCAGUGGCAAGGAGCUGGUCGCACGGGUGUACUCCGUGGUGGACGAGGUGGUGAGGGUGCACCUCCUGGUGAGGGACGGACACCUCCACGUCAACGUCAACGAGGAGCUGGUGCGGCUGGGCAUCGCGGACCGCUGUGAAGAGAGCUUCCUCUCCAAGAAAAACCACCAGCUGCGCGAGCGCGUGGAGUCGUACCACCAGUCGGUGACAGACUCAACGGAGGCUGUACAGGACGGCUGCGAAGAGGUGGACACGUGCCGGCUCAACUUCGGCCCGCCCCAGAUGUCGGCGCGCAAGGUGAGGCUGAAUGGACCCCACAGUCCGCUGGAAGUCCGGCUGUCCGGAAUGACCAGGGUCUGUUCUCAGAGGGGCGUGCGAGUGGAGCGCACAAGCGUCAACUCGGUGCUGCUGGAGUCGGAGCCCCAGAGGCCCCACCCCCGGAUGCUGGUGGCAUGCCACGUGGGACAGAGCGCCACCAGCGACCACGUGACUCUUCGCAGCACCACCCUGCUGCCGGCCAUCCCGGGGCUGCACUGCCUCAUGCCCCUCCUCUUUGCGCCCCACGUGGAGUUCAGGGCGGACCCGGAGAAGACCGAGUACAUCGGAGCCCUCUGCGGGCUGGGCUUCGAAGACCACUCGGGCCUUGCGCUUUACGCAGAUCACGACAUGGAGCUCACCUUUGACACCACCUUCACCCAGGACGAUCUCUUCCUGGUGAAUCGAGUGCGGAUGAUGAUCAAUCUCGUUCUCAAGGCCGACCCUGGCAUGGCGGUGAUCAGCUGGUCUGGUUCCGGAUUGGCUAGAGUCCAAGCGAGAGCACGAGAAUUUCUUUUUGAGCUGAUAAUGAAGAAGCUAGAACCUAGGGAGCCACGGGUGUUCCCCCGGAGGUACCAGUGGAACCUGAUCAGGGAUGACUGUCGCCUGCGCCCCACCGUGAGCGGCGAGGAGGACCUGCCGGCCACGGUGCUUCCGCUGCACGACGGCAUCUGCCUGGAGCCGUCUUCCGACAUGCUGCGCACCGUGCACGAGAGGCUGCAGGAGCUGCACAUGCAGGCCAGCAGCGACCGGACGUCGGAGAGGCAACUGGUCCGCUGCCCGGUUUGCGACGUCGCCUUCCUGAAUCCCUUCGACAUCCACCAGCACCUGCGGACCAAGACGCACAGGGACAAAGAGAUGGAGAUCCAGACACUCUACGAGGAGUCCUUGCAGCGGAGGAGGACCGGCCCGUGAUCCGCUCUUGGGGGACAGUGUCUUCGUCAUCCUGCUUUUCUUUAGGAGCCGACCAGUGCCACAGUUUGUUUUCCGCCCUGUUGGGCGUGUCCACGUCUUCGUUGUCAAGCGUUCACCUUGUUUGUCGGGGUGAAGGAACCACCGAAAUGCUAGAAGAGGAGGAACCACCUUGCGGCACAGGCAGUGCCCCGUCGAGCGGAAAUAAAGUGAGAGUUCUUUGGCGAGUUUA